Molecule: messenger RNA, 1846 nt
Organism: Hevea brasiliensis (rubber tree)
Lineage: Eukaryota; Viridiplantae; Streptophyta; Magnoliopsida; Malpighiales; Euphorbiaceae
Exons: 3
Coding region: 185-1642 (485 amino acids)
Biological process (GO): endoplasmic reticulum calcium ion homeostasis
Cellular component (GO): endoplasmic reticulum
Molecular function (GO): calcium ion binding
Source: RefSeq, a predicted model, not a curated record
GCGUGGCAGUGUCAGUUCCAUAGGCCUUGGUGUACUCGCCCCAGUCUCAUCUUCCACUUCGUUUCUUCCGUUGCCGGUGACUCUCUCCUCCAUCGCAACCGCCGUCUCCGUCCUCUCAUUUCUGUCUCUAGAAAACCUCAAAUAUCUUUCCUCUCCAUCAAGAAAAAUUACCCAAUCCAACGCAAUGACCAGACCCGCUUCAUUUCUCCGAUUUCUCUCUCUCCUCUCCCUCCUACUACUCAUCUUCUCUCCCUCUUAUGUUGCUGCUGAUUCCCACUUCGAAGGCUUCGAAGCCGAAGAAGACGACGUCGUAGAGGAAACCAUAGACCAUGACUCCUUUAAACUCACCGAUCUUCCCUUAACUCGGUCCGAUUCACCACUUACCUCAGUCCCAGAGCCUACAUCGGAAAAUUCUGAGCUAAACCCGAGUUCCAACUCGGAUUCUCAAUCCUCGAAACCCGAAUCGGAUCAAUCGAAACCAUCCUCUCCACCAUCAACCACCAGCUUUGAUUACUGGGACGAAGAUGAAUUUGAAGGUCUCCCUGUUCAUCAACCCCCGCCGGAAACCCCUAAAGCUAUGGAGUCUACCUUUCACGCUGAUAACCAAAGCACAGAUCCAAAACCAAAUACGUUUUUGAAGAAGCAGCAAUCCUAUACAGUGGAAAUUGUGUGCGUCUCUUUCUUGAUCAUGUUCAUUAUCAAUUACUUCACUGGGAAACGCGAAAAUGAGAAUUUGGCGCUAUCUUGGGCGGCAAAAUUCGCUACCAAAGACUCUAUUUUCGAGAAGAAUUUUAGCCUUCUGGGUGUUGGAGAAGGCGAUGAUUCGCCGCUGUUGUUGAAAGAAGGGCAGAAUGUUUUUAAGUUUUAUGCUAGUGGUCGUAGGUACUGUCAAGGGUUAUUGGCUACCAUGGAAUUGAAGAGCAGGCACGAUUUGAUUGCGAGGAUUUAUAAUAUGAUAGUGCCUUGCAAGGAUGAGAUUACUUUCGAGGUUUAUAUGAAUGAUGAUGCGAUGGAUCAUGUGGUUUUCGCCCUGGCAAAGAAGAAGGCAGCCAAAGGCAUGCAGAAAGAGGUGAGGGAUUUGCAGAGAUUUGCAGUAAUUGUAGCGCAGCCACCUAGUGGCAGGAGAUGGGUGUCUGAGGAAUUGGGUGUUAUUUCAGAGUCCAAGGAGGUUGCUGGGGAUUUGAUCACUGAGACUGUGCUUGAGCAGGUUUUUGGUGAAAAGGCUUUUGAGAAAUUUGGCAAGGGUUUCAUCUCGAUGCAUUUUUCUGAUCAACACCCUGGAACACAUAAGAAGAUGCUGUUGUUCAAGUUUGCACUCCCUGAUGCUAACAACAUGGCUGAUAUGACUCGAUUAAUAGCUCUAGUUCCUUAUUACAUCGAUGUAAUUGGGCGGUACAAGUUGAGUUCCCAGGCUCGAUCUAAAACAGAGGCAGCCAGGUCGAAAGCAGCUCAAGAGGUGUACAAAGAACUUCAAAACGCAAGGCAAGAAGCAUUGCAAAAAAAGAAGGCAGAGAGAAAAAAGAUGCAAGAGGAGGCUGAAGCAAAGCUCAGUGCAGAGGCUGUUCGCAAGAAAGAAGCAAAAGAGCGUGCUCGUCAGAUGAAGAAGGGUAUGCCAAAAAUAAAGAUGAACCGUGCUCACUAGAUUUUAAGAUAAAUCCCGUCACUGGGCAAACACCGUAUUUUACUUUCUUCCUUCAAUGCUUUUACAUGGUAGCUGUGGCAUGCAUAGAUUUUCUUGAUUCCAUGCUCUCACGCAGUGUACUUUAGGGCUGAGAAUGUACUAAAAUGCAACACUUUGGAAACUUGAAAUUUUUCUUAGAUGACAUUUUUCACUUGGUUUGGGAGU